Amaranthus tricolor (Joseph's coat) is the source of this 2156-nucleotide messenger RNA. Its product is annotated as protein RETARDED ROOT GROWTH-LIKE-like. The record is from RefSeq and is a predicted model, not a curated record. Lineage: Eukaryota; Viridiplantae; Streptophyta; Magnoliopsida; Caryophyllales; Amaranthaceae. Bases 159 to 1400 code for a protein of 413 amino acids. The transcript has 8 exons.
AACUUGUAGAGAGGGUGGACGUUUUACCUAGUUACUACUUACUACCUGCUUCCUCCGCCAUGUUCGUCUCUCCAGGUUAUUAGCGCCACUCUCAGUCACCAGGGGCGCAGGCAGGCCCCGCUCGUCAUCACCAUUUCUGACCUUUAACAUCCUCAACAAUGGACAAACUUUGGAGACUUGCAGCUCAUUCUAUCCAUUCUCACCUUAAAUCCAUCUUUCUAUCCCCUCUUAAACCCUCCUUUUCUUCUUCUUCUUCUUCUUCUUCUUCUUCCUUCUCACCUCGCACUCUUACAACUUUAUCUCUUUUUCUAUGUCAUUCUCGUCAUCUAUCUCCCCCUAAAACCCCAAUUUUCCCCCAAAUCUCCGAUUCUACCUCCUUUAAUUUUUGCAAUUUGGCUGUAGUUCGUUGUUUUUCUUCUGUUUCACCUUUGGGUGCCAAUACAUUUGAGUGGAAUGAGCCAAUUUCGUCCUCUGUGGCUCUUGAGCCUACAUCUUUUAGUGAAAAUGAUGAUGACGGUGAUGUUGAUCCUCGCCCUUAUAUUCCUGUCCGCGCCUUUUUUUUCUCUACCAGUGUGGAUUUGAAGAGCUUGGUGGAUCAGAAUAAGUCUAAUUUUAUCCCACCCUCGUCAAGGAUGACAAAUUAUGUUGUUUUGAAGUUUGGAAACCUCAAGCCUGAGCCAAAUGGUAUGGGUGCAUCCUUAAGUGGAAGUGACUGUGGCUACAUGGUGGUUUUCCAGUAUGGCUCAAUUGUUUUGUUCAAUGUUCGUGAUCAUGAAGUUGAUGGCUACUUAAAAAUUGUGGAAAGGCAUGCUUCUGGCUUGCUUCCUGAAAUGAGAAAGGAUGAAUUUGAAGUAAGAGAGAAGCCAAAUCUAAGUACAUGGAUGCAAGCUGGCCUUGAUCACAUAAUACUACAGUACUUGAAUAUUGAUGGUAUCCGUACGAUAGGUAGUGUACUUGGUCAAAGUAUUGCACUUGAUUACUAUGUCCGCCAGGUUGAUGGAAUGGUUGCAGAGUUCACUGAUAUAAAUCGUGCAAUGGAGAAAACUGGGACUUUUACCAUGGAAAGAAAGAAGCUAUUCCAAUUAGUCGGGAAGGCAAAUUCUAAUCUAGCAGAUGUGAUUCUGAAGCUUGGCCUUUUUGAAAGAUCUGAUAUUGCUUGGAAGGAUGCGAAAUAUGCUCAGAUCUGGGAGUAUCUUCGAGAUGAAUUCGAAUUGACACAGAGAUUUGCUAGUCUCGACUUCAAAUUGAAAUUUGUAGAGCAUAACAUUCGGUUUCUACAAGAAAUUUUGCAGAACAGGAAGUCUGAUUUUCUUGAAUGGCUCAUCAUCAUUUUGAUUGGUGCUGAAAUUCUCAUAUCAGUAUACGACAUUGCUCAUAACUCGGCCAUAGCCUCACUAUAGUCCUGUCCAUGUGGAGUAAGGAACAUGGUCUGGAGUUCUUCCGUAUGCGGUCAGUCUUAAUGUUAAAUGGAUUUGAAUUGUACAUCUGAUCCUAUGCUUCUACACGGACAAUUUUUCCCUAUUUUUUCUUGUAAAUUGAUAUCUUAGAACAUUUUUGUCUUUUUUCAAUUCUUCAAUUUAUAGUUAUACAACAAUACGGGCCGGUUACAUGAACCAAAAUAGAUUAUACUAAUAGUCUAAAUCUUGAGUUAAUUAUUUUCUUUGCUUUUGAUUUGCCCACUGGAUACUCUGAUAGUGAUUGGGUGGAGAGGAAGAGCAACCUUGGGAAGACUGGUUGUUCUUGGUUAUUUGUUUUGGAAUGUUGUUCAACGAAUACAUCAAUGGAAGCUGUUUGGAAAGACCCACUUUGGGGUUCCAUCCCAACUCACAAUUCUUUGUAAAUCCAUCUUUGAUGUGUUUGAUCUUGAGGAGUUUGAAACUGAGAUGAAGAAGAUAAUAUUGUAUGAAAAUGAGUUUUAUUUAUUACUUACAACUUACAAGGUUUAAAUUGUGGGUUUAAUUGAUGAUUACAAUUAAAGUUUCUUUAUGUCUUUUUACUCUUAUGAGCUUUCAAUCACCAAUUAAAUAUUACCAAACACUUUUAAAAUCAUCAGCUCGUUAAACAAAGUAAGUUCAUAGAUCAACUAGUCAAAUCACUUGUUCUAAUUAAUUAUUAGCUAUUAGCUAUCAAUUGUAUGCCAAAAACUCCGUUAGCUC